AUGGGAAAUUCUUAUGCUGGUCAGCUCAAGACAACACGGUUUGAAGAAGUGUUGCAUAAUUCUAUUGAGGCCUCUCUCCGCUCAAACAACUUAGUUCCCAGACCAAUAUUUUCUCAGUUAUAUUUGGAAGCUGAACAGCAACUAUCAUCACUGGAAGCAGGCAGCAGAGCAGAUAAUGAGGAAGAAGAAGAGGAAGAGGAUGAAGAAGAAGGCUCAGAAUCAAGUAGUCCUCCUGUUUCUUACCAGAUGAAGCCUCCCCCAGAAGGAUGUUGCACUACUGAUGGUUUCUGCCAGGCUGGUAAAGAUUUGAGACUGGUUUCAAUUUCUAAUGAACAUAUUGAGGUGCCAUCUGGAUUUUUACUUGUUGGUGCAAAGUCACCAAAUUUACCUGAUCACCUGUUGGUGUGUGCUGUGGAUAAAAGGUUCCUGCCAGAUGACAACGGGCGCAAUGCCCUGUUGGGCUUUUCUGGCAAUUGUGUUGGCUGUGGCAAGAAGGGCUUCUGCUACUUUACAGAAUUCUCAAAUCACAUUAAUCUUAAACUGACCACUCAGCCCAAGAAACAGAAACACUUAAAGUAUUAUCUGGUCAGGAAUGCACAGGGAGCUCUGACCAAAGGAUCUGUGAUCUGCUGGAAAGGGGCAGAGUUCAGAGGCCGGCAGUCUUCAACCAGUACCUGCUCAAGCACCUUGUUCCAAUUGCCAGAAAGUUCAGGCCUCUCAGGAAGCACCUCCAGCGAGCCUCUCCCACCUCCAAAUCCCAGUGCUCCAGCUGGGACUCAGCAAACAGCUGCAGCCGUAGAUCACAUCCCUUCAACAGCUGCAUUCAGCUCAGCAGUUUAUAAUGGCAAGGAAUCACCUAAACAGCAGUUGAUGAAAAAUAACCUGCCUGCUCUGACGAGACCUUCAGUGCUAGGCACAUUAACAAAUUCAGGGCCUCCAAAAAAGCGCCAUAAAGGUUGGUCACCAGAAUCUCCAUCAUCCACUGAAACUUGGAACUUGCAGCUCAAUCCACAAGCUCCAAACAGAAUUAAAAAUGAUGGAGGAAGCCUGCCAUCUUUGCCACAUUCUGCUUUGGUGGGACCAGCCUCCUCUCCAAUGGUGGGCUCAGGAGAACCAGUCUCAGUUCCUGACAACUUGCUGAAAAUCUGUAAAGCAAAACCAGUUAUCUUUAAAGGUCAUGGAAACUUCCCAUAUCUUUGUGGGAACAUUAAUGAUGUGAUAGUGAGUCCUUUGUUGUACACCUGUUACAGAAAUUCACAGUCUUUGUCUAGAGCAUAUGAACAGUACGGUGCAUCCACAAUACAGCCUAUUUCUGAGGAAAUGCAGCUGUUACUGACUGUCUACUACCUUGUUCAGCUAGCUGCAGACCAGGUCCCUUUGAUAGAGGAUUUGGAGCAGAUAUUCAUGCGGUCCUGGCGGGAAUCCCACCUGUCCGAAAUCCGUCAGUACCAGCAGGCUGUUCCGCAGCCCUUCCCGCAGCUGCCCAGCCACAUCACCCCGGUGACUUCAGCACAGCUGCCCUGGCUGGCAGGGCUGGCAGCCAGCUCCUGCAAUGACAGCGUCCACAUCAUUGAGUGCAGCUACUCCCUGGCUGAAGGGCUUUCUGAGAUGUUUAAACUACUCAUGGAAGGAAAAUUAAUAAAGACAAACUAUGUGGUGAUCAUAUGUGCCAGUAGAAACCGAGCCAUUGAUUCCUGCAUUGUGAUAACAGGAAAAUAUCAGGCAAGAGUUCUGUCUGAGAGCAUGCUCAGUCCUUCAGACUACCAAAAAGAAGUUAACUAUCAGCUGGUCACAGGGAAGGUGGAAAUUCUGGGGUCCUUCUUUAGCACACUCUGCCCAGAGGGUGACAUUGAUAUUUUGCUGGAGAAAUUUUAUCAGGAAAACCAAGGGCACAUCUCUUCAUCACUUUCUGCUUCAGUGAAUAAACCAACAGCAGUGAAUGGAGCUGGAACAGCUGUGUGUACCAGUUAUGAGAUUGAACGACAUCAAAUUCGUCCAUUCCAGCUAGCAGUGGCUCAGAAAUUGCUGUCUCAUAUUUGCUCAAUUGCUGACUCCAGCACUCAAAAUCUUGAUUUGGGUUCCUUCGAGAAAAUUGAUUUCUUGAUUUGUGUUCCACCCUCCGAAGUGACUUAUCAACAGACUUUGUUUCAUCUCUGGCACUCAGGUAUAUUGUUAGAACUUGGAUUAGAAAAGGAACAUCUUACAAAGCAGAGAGUGGAACAGUAUGUUAUGAAACUAGAUGCAGAAGCCCAAAUUAAGUUCAAAGUCUUUUUACAAAACUCUAUGCAGAAUCCACACACACUGUUUGUCUUAAUCCAUGAUCAUGCACACUGGGAUCUAAUGAGUGCUAUGCAUAGUCUUUAUCCUCAAACAGAGCUGUCGACAGGACUUGUUGAUAGACUGUUGAACUGCAGGGAGGUGAAAGAGGCACCAAAUAUUGUGACCCUCCAUGUGACUUCCUUCCCCUAUGCGCUGCAGACACAGCACACUCAUAUCAGCCCUUACAAUGAGAUCCACUGGCCUUCUUCAUACAGCAAUGGCGUAGAUUUAUACCAUGAGAACAAGAAAUACUUUGGACUGUCAGAAUUCAUUGAGUCUACCCUCUCUGGACAUAGCAUUCCACUGCUUCGGUACGACAGCUCUUUUGAAGCCAUGGUCAUGGCUUUGGGAAAGAGGUUCCCCAGAUUACACAGUGCAGUGAUAAGGACUUUUGUCCUUAUCCAACACUACUCUGCAGCUAUGAUGGCAGUGUGUGGCCUUUCUCAGAUGAAGAAUUACACCUCAGUUGAAACUCUGGAAAUCACCCAAAAUCUAAUAAACUCUUCAAGACAAUGUCCUAGUGGCCAUGGCCUCAUGGUAGUAUUGAGAAUUCCAUGUGUCCCACUGGCUGCAGUGGCAUAUGAACGUCUGCAUAAUGUAAGGGAAAGACUAGCCCUUGAAGAUAACUUUGAGAUAAUCUUGGGAAAUCCUAAUUCUGGAAUCACAAUCGGGAAGCACUUUGUGGAACAACUAAAGAUCUGGCAGAAAAUUGAGGAUGUGGAUUGGAGGCCACAGACCUAUUUGGAAUUGGAAGGUUUGCCUUGCAUAUUGAUAUUUAGUGGGAUGGAUCCACAGGGGGAAUCUUUGCCACGAUCACUGAGAUACUGCGACCUACGUUUAAUAAAUUCAUCUUCUUUGGUACGGACAACCCUGGAGCAAGAACUCGGUUUGGCAGCAUAUUUUGUGAGCUCAGAAAUUCACACAGAGAAAGCAGUUGUGAAUGAUGUGUUAGAAAGUGACCCAGAGAAGCUAAGCAGUACUGACAAUGAAGAUGAAGAAAUAGUGACAGAAGGUUCUACUUCAGAAAAGAGAAGUCCUAUGAAAAGAGAAAGAUCACGCUCCCAUGACUCUGCAUCUUCAUCUCUCUCUUCAAAAGCUUCCAUUACAGCAUUCUGCACAGAGUCAUCUCCUCCCCAAGCCCAAAGUAACAGCACUGAAGAAACUACAAAUAACUAUGAAAGGCAGAAGCAGAAAGUAGACAAGGGGGCACAAACAACAAUCAGCAAACACUUGCCACCAGUAACUGAACAGCUGGAUAUGAAACAAAAUGUAAAAAGUGCCCAAGUCUCCAUCACCUCAUCAUCCUCCUCACCUUUCUCCUCCUCUUCUUCCUCCUCUGCACCUACUCAUAACUCCUUCAUCCUACAGACGUCUCAAUGCUCCAUGACCAAAGCAUCAAAACAGCCACCCAUAGUUUUCCUGCCCAAACUGGUUUAUGACAUUAUUACUUCUACAGACAGCAGCGGACUUCCCAAAUCCUCUUCCCUCCUGCCUUACCAUUCCGUUAUGUGGGCAAGUUCCUUUCGUCCUCUUAUGAGCAAGAUGAUGACGUGCACGGAGCAGUCGCUGUACUACCGCCAGUGGACGGUUCCCAAGCCGAUCCACAUGGACUACAACAACAGAAACGAGGGCAGAAUGGACACCUUUCACCCACGGAGACUGCUGCUGAGUGGGCCACCACAGAUAGGGAAAACAGGUGCCUAUCUGCAGUUCCUCAGUAUUUUGUCCCGAAUGCUGAUUAGACUGACAGAAGUGGAUGUUUAUGACGAGGAAGAAAUCAACAUUAACAUAAAAGAAGAAUCUGAUCGAUACUACCGUCAGCCUGGAGAUAUGUGGCCAGAUUUGGAGACAUUUAAGAAGAUGCCUUUUGACUACACUAUCCAUGAUCCAAAAUAUGAAGAUGCAAGUCUCAUUUGUUCAAAGCUUCAGACUAUAAACAGUGAAGACAGAUCAAUGAGCAGGAGACAGGAAGAUAUGUACACGUGCCGUCAAACAACUAGGAUGAGAUUGUCCAAGUAUGCAGCAUAUAACACCUACCAUCACUGUGAACAGUGUCAUCAGUAUAUGGGUUUCAAUCCCAGGUACCAGAUUUAUGAAUCUACUCUGCAUGCAUUUGCCUUUUCCUAUUCUAUGCUGGGAGAAGAGAUACAGCUCCAUUUUAUCAUUCCAAAAUCAAAGGAGCAUCAUUUUGUCUUUAGCCAACCAGGAAGACAGUUGGAAAGCAUGAGGCUACCACUAGUCACAGAUAAGAGUGAAGAUUACAUAAAAAGCCCGACUUUUACUCCCACCACUGGUCGUCAUGAACAUGGACUUUUCAAUUUAUAUCAUGCAAUGGAUGGAGCCAGUCAUUUGCAUGUUUUAGUUGUCAAGGAGUAUGAAAUGGCCAUAUAUAAGAAGUAUUGGCCCAACCACAUCAUGCUUGUUCUUCCAAGCAUUUUCAACAGUGCAGGAGUGGGUGCUGCACACUUCCUGAUAAAAGAGUUGUCUUAUCAUAACUUGGAGCUUGAACGCAAUCGGCAGGAAGAGCUGGGGAUAAAACCCCAGGAUAUUUGGCCUUUCAUUGUCAUUUCAGAUGACUCUUGUGUUAUGUGGAAUGCAGUAGAAGUUGAUUGUUCAGGAGACAGGAAAAGUGACUAUACAUGGACUGAAAGGAAUGUUUCCCUGAAGCAAAUUCUGCAACAUAUUGAAGCAACUCCCAAUGUCACUCAUUAUGCCCUAAUUGGGAUGAGGAAAUGGUCCAGUAAAACAAACAGUGCUGAGAUUAAGGAACCAUUCUCCUGCUGCCAUGUGCAUGACUUCAUUAUGCUAAAUGUGGAUCUGACACAGAAUGUACAGUACAAUCAGAACAGAUUUACAUGUGAUGAUGUUGACUUCAACUUGCGUGUCCACAGUGCUGGUCUUCUCAUCUGUCGUUUCAACCACUUCAAUGUCAUGAAAAAGCAAAUUGCAGUAGGAGGACAACGAUCCUUCCACAUAAAGUCUAAGGUAUCUGACACUUCAGUUUCAAUCUCCCCUGCUCAGUACAUUUGUGCUCCUGACAGCAAGCACACCUUCCUGGCAGCACCUGCUCAGUUGCUCCUUGAAAAGUAUCUCCAGUACCACAGCCAUCGCUUCUUCCCUCUCUCACUGAAGAAUUAUAGCCAUCCAGUGCUAUCUGUGGACUGUUACCUGAAUUUAGGACCACAGAUUGCAGUUUGCUACGUGAGUUCUCGGCCUCAUUCUCUGAAUAUCAGUUCCUCUGGUUUGACAUUCAGUGGUCUCCUGCUGUACCUCUGUGACUCCUUUGUUGUAGCUAGCUUUUUGAAGAAGUUCCAUUUUCUUAAAGGUGCCACCCUGUGUGUGAUCUGCCAGGACCGCAAUUCUCUCCGCCAGACCGUUGUCCGGCUGGAGCUGGAGGACGAAUGGCAAUUCCGUCUGCGGGACGAAUUCCAGACUGCCAAUGCCAAAGAGGACAGACCACUUUUCUUCCUGACUGGACGACAUAUUUAAUUGAAAAGAGACACAUUUCCUGAAUGGCACAAGAUACUAAUUUCCACCAUCUCAUGAAAUUACUUUUGAGAGGCUCUGCUUUCUGAACAGAAACAGGACUGUUUUCUGUUGUUUAUUAGAAUGAUAUCUAAUCAGACAGUUUAAGAUCAUAUUUGCAAACAUUGAAGUGACAUUUCUAAUUUAAUGUUCUGAUGGAAGUCAUCUGCAAUUCCUGAUAGAAACACAGAGAC
Messenger RNA from Sturnus vulgaris (Common starling), 6038 nucleotides. It is a transcript of the gene GREB1, whose product is annotated as growth regulating estrogen receptor binding 1. The record is from RefSeq and is a predicted model, not a curated record. Lineage: Eukaryota; Metazoa; Chordata; Aves; Passeriformes; Sturnidae. Gene Ontology annotation, biological process: multicellular organism development.